Messenger RNA from Botrytis sinoallii, 531 nucleotides. RefSeq lists its product as uncharacterized. The record is from RefSeq and is a predicted model, not a curated record. NCBI's taxonomy places the organism in Eukaryota, Fungi, Ascomycota, Leotiomycetes, Helotiales, Sclerotiniaceae. The transcript has a single exon. Bases 1 to 531 code for a protein of 176 amino acids.
AUGUCUCCCCCCAAAAUUAAUACGUAUCAUUGCGCUUACUGUACGAAUCUUCUGCUGGCAACAACGCAUACAAUUUCGACGCUUCCGAAGAGGAAAGGGACGGGAGAUGGGAGUUUUAUUUUGCCGGUUUCGGGGGUGGUGUCUAGGUUUGGAGGGGAGAGGGAGAGAAAUGGGGAUGGAAAUGCGAUGGAUGUUACUCGAGAUGGGAUAUCUGCGGAGGAUGGAGAGGGGAGGGAAGGAGAGAGGGACGAUGGAGAGGACGUGAAGGAUGAUGAUGAGCAGGAUUCGUUACCAAGUUAUGGGUAUACCAAUCUUCUUGCACUUACGAAACCUAGUAAGCAGGUGAUUGUACGGAAGGAAGAUGGGUUUGAGAAGAGAGGAGUGUGGAAAUGUGGACGGUGUGCGGUGGCGGUUGGGUAUGAAGUUUGGGCGGAGGGGACUGGGGGUGCCAAGAGGAAGGAAGUUGAAGGGGAGGGGGAAGGGGAGGGGGAGUUCGAAGGAAAGAUUUUGUAUUUGUUGAGGGGUCGUUGA